Molecule: messenger RNA, 1564 nt
Organism: Nomascus leucogenys (northern white-cheeked gibbon)
Lineage: Eukaryota; Metazoa; Chordata; Mammalia; Primates; Hylobatidae
Gene: C14H17orf67
Product: chromosome 14 C17orf67 homolog
Source: RefSeq, a predicted model, not a curated record
AUCAGCGACCCGCAGAACGCGGACGCGGAAGCACCGCCGCUCAGCACCCCCGAAGAAACACGGAGUCCAGAGAGGCACAGGCACCGGCCUGGCGCGCACAGCUCCACUCAGCGGCUUCCUUCCUACCACAUACGUAGAUAGGAAUGGGAGCACUUGAUGCUUGAGGACGUCCUCUAGCAUGAAAGAUGGAAAGAAAACACACACCGAAGCAAGGGACCAAAGAACAGAAAAGAAGCGCAGAGAUCAUAGGAAAACUGCAAAGAAAUACCUGAUAGUAUCUUCCAAAGGAUUAGAGAAGACAUAACAUUCAUUAAGAAUACACAUAUAGAUGUAUAUAUACGUAUGAAGAAAGCCUGCUUGAUAUCACACAGUCAGGAGUCAACUGAGUUGCGGCCUUGAACUUAGGCUUAUCUGAUGCCGAAGUUUGUGAUGCUCUUCAACCAUUUAGGAUACCUCAGAGUGUGGAUUUUGAAUCACCUGCAUCAGCAUCAUUUAAAAAUAUAGAUUCUGGGGCCCUGACCAGGUCUCUGAAGUCAGAAUAUGAAGUGGAGCUAGGAAUCUAACUUCUUAACAAGUUCCCUAGAUUCAAGCUCUGGAAGUCAUAUUACAGAGGAACAAUUUCCUUCCUCAGGAUGAAAAUUUAUGGGAAUUCGGAGGAAAAUAUUUCAGUGGUCAUUACUAAAACGCUCAGAGUCAGAUACAUGCAGCAUCAUACCGUAAGUCCUGUUAGUCAAAGCAUAAACAAGCGCAGGGCCUGGCGUGGCUUCCUUCAAGUUGGCUGACUCAGUCUGGGAGGAUUCACUCAGCAAGAGGCAGAGGAACCAAGGCAGGAUGAAGACAUUGCCUGUGCUCGUGCUGUCUCUUACCUUACUGACUGUCUUCUCAGAGACCUCCCCGAUUUUGACGGAGAAGCAGGCCAAACAGCUUCUAAGAUCUCGGCGACAGGAUAGACCAAGCAAACCCGGAUUCCCCGAUGAGCCAAUGCGGGAAUACAUGCACCACCUGCUUGCCCUGGAGCAUCGCGCUGAGGAGCAGUUCCUGGAGCACUGGCUGAAUCCUCACUGCAAACCCCACUGUGACAGGAACAGGGUUCAUCCUGUGUAAGGGGAUCAGGACCAGCCUCGCAAGCAUUUUAAUAGACAACAAGCUGGACAAUGUUGAAACAAGACAAGGCUGCUUCUUUCACUUGUUUUUAAAUUGCAGAAAUGGAUGUCUUCAGACCUCGUGAACUGUGGGCAUAUCAAAGAUUGCCUUGGAAAUGGCAAAUAUAUAUACUGCUUCAUUUUACUAACUUGCAUAAAUCACUAAAACCAAUAGCUUAAAUCAUAGACACCUUCCAAAGUUCUUCCCAUCAGUUUGCAAGAGUGGGAACAACCAGAAUCUUACCUGGGGUUGAUGGAGCUGGAACUCCCAGACCAGAAGUUGGGGCAGUCUGCCUGCCCUAAGGAAUUUGGGGAAUCUUUGUUCAGAGUAGUGAAGCAUACCACUUGGGGUUGCUGAGUUGUUUUGUCUUCUAUUUUUUUCCUCUUCUUUUCUGCCCUAAUAAACAUUGGUAUUAAAUUUA